GGCCGGCGCAGUCGGCGGCGCGGCGGGGAGAGGGGCCGCCUGGGCCGGACGCCGCGGGCGGGGCCCGGAAGCGACGGCGAGGCGCGGCGCGGAGCCCAGAUUAUCCUGCUCACCAGAUGUCUUGAAAAUUUUUCUUACAACAUUGGCCAUUGGUUUUCACUGCCUUCAAAAGAUCAAAAUUACUCCAGAAAUUUGAAAGUUUGAUUUAAAAGAAAAAACUUGAACAGAUGGACAAUAUGUCUAUUACAAAUACACCGACAAGCAAUGACGCCUGUCUGAGCAUUGUACACAGUUUGAUGUGCCACAGACAAGGUGGAGAAAGUGAGACAUUUGCCAAAAGAGCAAUUGAGAGUCUGGUGAAGAAGCUGAAAGAGAAGAAAGAUGAAUUGGAUUCUUUAAUAACAGCUAUAACUACAAAUGGAGCUCAUCCCAGCAAGUGUGUCACCAUACAGAGAACACUGGAUGGACGACUGCAGGUGGCUGGUCGGAAAGGAUUUCCUCAUGUGAUCUAUGCCCGUCUGUGGAGGUGGCCUGAUCUACACAAGAACGAACUAAAACAUGUUAAAUAUUGUCAGUAUGCAUUUGACUUAAAAUGUGAUAGCGUCUGUGUGAACCCAUAUCACUAUGAGCGGGUUGUCUCACCUGGAAUUGAUCUCUCUGGAUUAACACUGCAGAGUAAUGCUCCACCAAGUAUGUUAGUGAAGGAUGAAUAUGUUCAUGACUUUGAAGGACAGCCAUCCUUACCCACGGAAGGACAUUCAAUUCAAACCAUCCAACAUCCACCAAGUAAUCGCGCAUCCACGGAGACGUACAGCGCCCCAGCUCUGUUAGCCCCAUCAGAGUCUAAUGCCACCAGUACCACCAACUUCCCCAACAUUCCUGUGGCUUCCACAAGUCAGCCGGCCAGCAUUCUGGCAGGCAGCCAUAGUGAAGGACUGUUGCAGAUAGCUUCAGGGCCUCAGCCAGGACAGCAGCAGAAUGGAUUCACUGCUCAGCCAGCUACUUACCACCAUAACAGCACUACCACCUGGACUGGAAGUAGGACUGCACCAUACACACCUAAUUUGCCUCACCACCAAAACGGCCAUCUUCAGCACCACCCGCCUAUGCCGCCCCAUCCUGGACAUUACUGGCCGGUUCACAAUGAGCUUGCAUUCCAGCCUCCCAUUUCCAAUCAUCCUGCUCCUGAAUAUUGGUGUUCCAUUGCUUACUUUGAAAUGGAUGUUCAGGUAGGAGAGACAUUUAAAGUCCCUUCAAGCUGUCCUAUUGUAACUGUGGAUGGAUACGUGGAUCCUUCUGGAGGUGAUCGCUUUUGCUUGGGUCAACUCUCCAAUGUCCACAGGACAGAAGCUAUUGAGAGAGCAAGGUUGCACAUAGGCAAAGGAGUGCAGUUGGAGUGUAAAGGUGAAGGGGACGUGUGGGUCAGGUGCCUCAGUGACCACGCCGUCUUCGUGCAGAGUUACUACCUGGACCGUGAAGCUGGCCGAGCACCUGGUGACGCCGUCCACAAGAUCUACCCGAGUGCGUAUAUAAAGGUCUUUGAUUUGCGGCAGUGUCACCGGCAGAUGCAGCAGCAGGCGGCCACCGCGCAAGCCGCAGCUGCUGCCCAGGCGGCAGCUGUGGCAGGAAACAUCCCUGGUCCUGGGUCCGUAGGUGGAAUAGCCCCGGCCAUCAGUCUGUCUGCUGCUGCUGGCAUUGGUGUAGACGACCUCCGGCGCUUGUGCAUACUCAGGAUGAGCUUCGUGAAGGGCUGGGGCCCAGACUACCCAAGACAGAGCAUCAAAGAAACCCCGUGCUGGAUUGAGAUUCACCUCCACCGAGCUCUGCAGCUCCUGGACGAAGUCCUGCACACCAUGCCCAUUGCGGACCCACAGCCUUUAGACUGAGAUCUCACACCAUGGACGCCCUAACCAUUUCCAGGAUGGUGGACUAUGAAAUAUACUCGUGUUUAUAAUCUGAAGAUUUAUUGCAUUUUUGUUCUGCUCUGUCUUUUCAUAAAGGGUUGAAAGAUGUGUUUGCUGCCUUGCUCUUAGCAGACAGAAACUGAAUUAAAACUGUUUUUCUAUUUUAGAACUUUCAGGCAUGGCUCAGAGCUUGAAGAUCAGGAAGAUCCAAUUUUUACUAAGUCUUCACUGGUUAUGUAUGAAGGAGUCAUUCCAGUGCUGGGAACUCAGCUCUCUAAGUGUGCGAGAGAGAGCUCCUUACAUGCAGGACACUGAUGUGUUGUCUGCAGAAUAAAUUCACUGUUGCUGAUUUUAAGGCUGAGAAGUUCUCAAAGUUAAGUCACCUGUUACUUAGUGGGCAAAGUCAUUGCUGAACGAGCUGCACGCAAGUGGCAGUCGGGCGAGCCAGUCUUCCAAGAGCAGCUUCACGCUCUUAGAGCCUUUUGUCAGUCUUUAUUCAGAAUGGUGUUUGCAAGUUAAACAGUGAAGGUGAAUUAAAUUCAUAGUGUCUUGCAGACUUUAGGUUUUUUCCCCAAGACAAAACACUAAUCUGUGUGCAUAUUGACUAUUCCUUACAAUUACCAGUCAAAGAAAUGCCAUUUAAAAUUACACAGUUUUAUCCCUAAUGGAUGGCCAUCCUCGAGAGGUACACUGUGCCCUGUUAAACAGUACAUGAAUUCUUCUAUAUUUCUAGGCGCAAGGUUGGUUAUAAAAAAAACAAAGCCUAGGGGAGGAAUUUUUUCCCUUAAUUCAUAGGGAGAAGGUUUUGUAUUUAUAAAAACACUAAAAGCAGAGUUGCUCUGCCUGAUGCUUUACUGUUCUGCAAGGUGGCAGUGCUUCAACUGAAAUAAUGACUAUUUUGGAAACUGCUAAAUUCUAUGUUAAAGACUGUGCAGAAUAACGGAAACCGUGCAGUUGGUAACAGGUAGUUUGGAUAUUUUUGUACUUGAUUUGAUGUGUGACUUUUUUUCAUAUACUGUUUAAAUCAUGUAUGUUUUGACAUUGUUUAAAAUUCAGUUUUUGUAUCUUGGGGCAAGACUGCAAACUUUUUUAUACCUUUUGGUUAUCCUAAGCCCUUCGUUUGCCAUCAUUGAUCCCUUGGUGGUGACUUUGUAGAGGUUGAAGUAGAAGCGUGGGACGCAUUGACUGUACCACAGACAUGUAUACUUUUUACCUAGUUACUAGAGUGAAUAAAACUGAGUCCAUAUACGAAGUUGAAUUCUAGGUUUGGUUUUUAAAAUGCUUUCCUUUUGCACUUUUGAGUCCAAUCUCAGUGGCAAGACACCUUCUACUAACUGACAGGCAACAGCCAGUUGCAUUGGGCAGCUCUGGUUUUCCUUCACACUCUACCAGGACUUUCCCGUGUACAUUAUGGAUCAUGUGUAGAGUUGGUUAUUUUUUGAGUUUUUAUUUUCUGUAGCAAAAAAAUAGGCUACAGUAAAAUAGUGUGAAUAAAACCAAGGUCAUCAUUGA
Molecule: messenger RNA, 3416 nt
Organism: Rattus rattus (black rat)
Lineage: Eukaryota; Metazoa; Chordata; Mammalia; Rodentia; Muridae
Gene: Smad4
Product: SMAD family member 4
Exons: 12
Coding region: 228-1886 (552 amino acids)
Biological process (GO): SMAD protein signal transduction; regulation of transcription by RNA polymerase II; BMP signaling pathway
Cellular component (GO): heteromeric SMAD protein complex
Molecular function (GO): I-SMAD binding; DNA-binding transcription factor activity, RNA polymerase II-specific; RNA polymerase II cis-regulatory region sequence-specific DNA binding
Source: RefSeq, a predicted model, not a curated record